Molecule: messenger RNA, 2175 nt
Organism: Zychaea mexicana
Lineage: Eukaryota; Fungi; Mucoromycota; Mucoromycetes; Mucorales; Lichtheimiaceae
Product: P-loop containing nucleoside triphosphate hydrolase protein
Exons: 5
Coding region: 153-1769 (538 amino acids)
Molecular function (GO): nucleic acid binding; RNA helicase activity; ATP binding
Source: RefSeq, a predicted model, not a curated record
AAAAGGCUGCUGCUGCCAAGGGUAAAUUGUGUUUGGAUGCUACUGGCGAUGAGGGUGGAGGAUAGAUUGUGUGUCUGUUUGAUGGAAAUGAACAGUUCUCUAAUAUCGCUGGGCAAAAUGAACAUCAAUUAGAGACCGACGAAGAUGGUGCAAUGGUUGCUGAUGACGAUGAAGAUUUGGCACUUGAUGGAUUUGGUGCAGGUGCUGUGGAUACCGAACAAAACGAACAAGAGGAUGAAGAUGAGAAUAGCGAUACCGAUGACGAUGACGAUGAAUCUGCCAGUGAUAUGGAUGAAUACAAUGCAAGCGAUGCUGAUGCCGAAAAGGACGCUGAAGCAGUAGAAGCACGAAAACGUGCCUAUUUUGCACCGGAAGAAGAAAACAAGAACGAUGAACAACACGAUGCCUUCACAUCCAUGAACCUGUCACGACCCAUACUAAAAGGUCUUGCCAACGUUGGCUUUGUGAAACCUACCGAGAUCCAAACACGCACGAUUCCUCUUGCAUUGUUGGGUAAAGAUAUCUGCGGUGGUGCAGUAACCGGUUCCGGUAAAACCGCCGCCUUCAUUGUCCCCAUUUUGGAACGUCUUUUGUACCGGCCCCGACAGACAGCAGCCACGCGUGUACUCAUUCUGUGUCCAACACGUGAGUUAGCCGCACAGGUCCAUAGUGUGGCUGCUAAACUCGGUGGUUAUACCGACAUUACUUUUUGUCUCUGUGUCGGUGGUCUCAACCUUAAACGCCAGGAGGCAGAAUUGAAGAAUAAGCCCGAUGUCGUUGUUGCUACGCCCGGUCGGUUGAUUGAUCAUGUUCGCAACUCGGCAGGUUUUGCUUUAGAUACUUGUGAAAUUCUUGUAAUGGAUGAAGCUGAUCGUAUGCUUGAGGACGGUUUCGCAGAAGAACUUGGAGAAAUCGUGAAAGCAUGUCCGAAAUCACGACAAACUAUGUUGUUUUCCGCCACCAUGACAGAUAAUGUCGAUCAACUUAUUCGCAUGUCAUUAAACCAUCCUGCCCGCUUAUUCGUCGACCGUUCCAACCAAGCCGCCUCUCGUCUUGUCCAAGAAUUCGUCCGUAUCCGUGCUCAUCGUGAAGCAGAUCGAUCAGCGGUACUCGUUGCAUUGUGUCGGAGGACGUUCAAGGCUAGAACAAUUAUUUUCUUCAAGUCCAAAGUGGCAGCACAUCAAAUGAAGAUUCUCUUUGGUCUUUUGGGACUCAAUGCUGGCGAACUUCAUGGUAACUUGACUCAGGAACAGCGUCUUGAGGCGCUCGAACGGUUCCGUGACAACAAAGUCGACUUUUUGAUGGCCACUGAUCUUGCUUCAAGAGGUCUUGAUAUCAAGGGUAUUGACGUCGUCAUUAAUUACAACAUGCCAAAUCAGUUUGCUCAAUAUCUUCAUCGUGUUGGAAGAACGGCCCGUGCUGGUCGUAACGGUCGUUCCGUAACACUUGUUGGCGAAUCCGACCGCAAAAUGCUCAAGAUGGCGAUCAAGUCCGCAAAUGCGGGGUCACAGGUCAAGAAUCGGGUGGUACCGGCUGAAGCCAUCCAAAAAUACAAAAAGAAGGUGGAGAAGCUUACCCCACAAAUUGAAGAGAUUCUGCAGGAAGAAAAAGAAGAGCGUGCGCUGCGUAACGCUGAAAUGCAGUUACAAAAGGGCGAAAACCUUAUCAGACAUUCAACCGACAUCUAUUCCCGACCAGCAAGAACCUGGUUUAAAACAAACAAAGAAAAGAAAGUAGCAGCUUCGGCAGCUCAUAAGAAGAAGAAAUAAGACUGUUGUUGUUGUUGCUGGCAACAGAAAAGAACAUUAUUAAAAAGAUAAAAAAGUUUGUAUAAUAAUAUUAAUAAUAAUAAUAAUAGUAUGAUAGAGAAGGAAGAAGAAAGAAAAGAACAUAGUGAUUUUUGUUACGGAUACAAUUUUUUUUAUAUCUACAAGGAAUAUGAACGAAAUGGGAGGAAACUAUAUAGUAUAUAUUUACACAUCUACAAUGCGCUUGAUGCGAUUGCACUCAUCAAGGUGCUCUCCCCGAUAUUUGAUAAGAUAGUUGCCGUGUUCUUUGAACGUUACAGUCUUAUUGACGGGACAGCCCUAAUAAUAAGAGCAUUUGUAGUAUAUACUCCUGAAGCCAGACUUCUUAUGAACAGUAUUUCCAUUGUUUUUCCAAAGGUAGUCGUCG